AAAACCUGCAAUUCAUACAUUGAACAUUUCCGUUCCAGCUUCCUAUAUAGUACACAUUGCAAUACUCGAGGACAAGAAAGAAGACAGUAACUGCACUAUAACUAUUGCUGUCGAAUGCAAUGCCCGAUUGCACUGCUGACUUGUAGCGGCUGCAGCCUUAUUAUAAGGGGACUGACUCGCGUCCCGCGCCAGGUGUGUAUGCGCCGUCACGGGGAUCCGAGCUGCAUCUAUGGAUCGCUUCGAUGGAUGCUUUCAAAUCCAGUUUUAAGAACAGAUUGAUUACCACAGGCUCUACUGCACAACAGCCAAAGUCAGAGAAGGAGGCUUCCCCGGAGGUACCGCUGAGCCUGAAGGAUGGCAUCGCAGCCGUCCCGGCUUCAGCACCAGCGGUGUCUGGAUACUGCACGGCUGUGUUUGACUACGAAGCCAGUGCGGACGAUGAACUUAGCCUGCGGAAGGGGGACGUGGUGGAAAUACUGUCGAAAGAUUCACUAGUAUCGGGUGAUGAAGGAUGGUGGACAGGGGCGAUAGAAGAUCGGGUGGGGAUUUUCCCCAGUAACUACGUUUGCAGUGGCAAUGGCAUCCCUGAAAAGAUACGGGAUACCGCCGUGGAGGAUUAUCCCGACAUAUCAAUGCCACCGUUGCAUCUGCUGGAAAUCGAUUUCUCAGAGCUGGCCCUCGAGGAGAUCAUUGGAGUUGGGGGCUUUGGGAAAGUCUACCGAGCACUAUGGAGGGGCACGGAGGUGGCAGUAAAGGCGGCCCGGCGUGACCCCGAUGAAGAAGUCGGUCAGACGGUAGAGAGCGUGCGCCAGGAAGCCAAGCUGUUCGCCAUGCUUCACCACCCAAACAUCAUGGCCUUGGUGGGAGUUUGCCUGCUGGAGCCCAACCUCUGCCUCGUGAUGGAGUUUGCUCGUGGGGGUUCUCUCAACAGAGCUCUCUCGGGCAAGCGCAUCCCCCCCCACACACUGGUGGACUGGGCCGUACAGAUCGCCCGGGCUAUGAACUACCUGCACUGCCAGGCCAUUGUCCCAAUUAUACACAGGGACCUCAAGUCCAGUAACAUACUGAUUCUGGAAAAAGUGGAAAAGGAUGACUUGACCAAUAAGACCUUGAAGAUCACAGACUUUGGCUUGGCGCGCGAAUGGCACCGCACCACGAAGAUGAGUGCUGCUGGCACGUACGCUUGGAUGGCCCCCGAGGUCAUCCGCUCCUCCACCUUCUCCAAGGGCAGCGACGUGUGGAGUUAUGGGGUGCUGCUCUGGGAGCUGUUAACUGGCGAAGUGCCGUUUCGAGGGAUCGAUGGUCUAGCCGUGGCGUACGGAGUGGCCAUGAACAAACUGGCACUGCCCAUUCCCUCCACCUGUCCCGAACCCUUUGCCCGCCUCAUGGAGGAUUGUUGGAAUCCAGACCCCCAUGCUCGCCCUCUGUUCACCAGUAUCCUGGACCAGUUGACAGCCAUUGAGGAAUCUGGAUUCUUUGAGAUGCCUGUUGAGUCGUUCCAUUCACUCCAGGAUGACUGGAAGCUGGAGGUCCAGGAGAUGUUCGACCAACUGAGGGCUAAGGAGAAGGAGUUGCGAUCGUGGGAGGAGGAGCUGAGCCGAGCCGCAGUGCAGCAGAAGUACCAAGAGGAGGCACUGCGGAAGCGAGAACAGGAACUGGCAGAGCGCGAGAUUCACAUCCUGGAACGUGAGCUCAAUAUCAUCAUCCACCAGCUGUACCAGGAGAAGCCGCGGGUGGAACGUCGGCAGGGCAAAUUCCGGCGGAGCCGCCUAAAGCUGAGGGACGGCAACCGUAUAAGUUUGCCGUCAGAUUUCCAGCAUAAAAUCACAGUACAGGCAUCACCCACAUUGGAUCACCGCCGGAGUUUAAUCAGCAGCAGCUCCAGCCCUCCUACCAGCCCUCCACUGCUGCCCCGCCUACGGGCGAUACAGCUUACCCCUGCAGGCGUUCAUAAGGCGAGGGGGCGGACUUCAGUUUUUCAGCCAGACGAGGAUGACGAGAAGAAAGGCCCACGAAGGAAGAGGAGUGAAAAGACUACAUCAGAGGGCAACAGGCAGAGGUCUAGCAGCGCCCCAAACCUUCGAAGGUCACCCCGGCAUAGUCCCGCUGUGCCAGGCGUUCCCAGUUUGGCAGAAAUGGAAAAUGAAGACGUCUGUUUCACCUCGGAGACUGUGGAAUCUUCCGGCAGUUCCUAUCUUUGCAUCCCAUUCCACAGGGAAGGACACAUUUCACACAGUAAUAAUGUGGACCAAGGAAUCGUGGCCCAAGCCCCCGACAUUUGCUCCGCGAGGCGAAGCCCAAGUGGGGCGCGCCGGACAGAUCUGGUGCUGUUGGGCUGUGGUGCUGUACUAGCUUCCGUGGGGCUGGGCUUUGACCUUAUGGAACUUGGCAGGCCGGAGGAGAGUAGCAAACCACGCUGGGAGGGUUUCUUUCACCGUGCCGGGGGCCAGCGAAGGAGUACCAGUCCCCCUACGCGGAAGCUGUUUCGCUGGGAGAGUCCACUAAAGCCCCCAGCCCCCCUGCAAAAUCAGGCCUUUCCAAACUCCCUCACGUUGUUGUCCCUGUCUUCUGUCUCUGACUGUAACUCCACCCGCUCCCUGUUACGUUCGGACAGCGAGGAGCUAUUGGUCUACAGGCCUGCAUCGCCUCAGCCUCAGGCCUGCCUCGCUCAGGCGGUCCCACUCAAUCCUCUAGUCAACACUCAACUCGAAAGCUUCAAGAGACACCCCCGACAGUCACUCACCCCAACGCACAUCCCCUUCACCCCCAGCGAUUUGCACAGUUUGCACCGAACUCCAUCAGAUGGAGCUAUCAAGAGAGGAUGCCCUGCAACUAAUCAUCAACCACGGCCUAUAGAGGAGACCCCAGAAACCGCAGAUGGAAGCACGAAAGGUAUAAGGCCCAGUGACGCUGAGGUCCCCCGCCUGCCAGACCCCAAUGUGGUCUUCCCUCCCACGCCACGUCGUCGCUGCCCCCCCGAGAGACCCAAAACUUUAGAUUUCCUGGCCCGACCUCGCCCUUUACCUCGCGCCCGCUUCGAGUUCUGUCGGGGGGACUCCACUGAUGGCCAGGACAGAGGAGGUAGACUCAGCACUGGAGAGUCUCCCAGUCACACCUAUAGUGCAGAGUCCCCCACAGCUUUGAGGUCUGAAGGGGCUGUAACAGUCCUCCCCACCCCCAUGAAAGACCCAACGCCAUGUUUAUCACAGAAGUGCAGUAGUCUGCUUGACCAACGAGACGAGAGCCAGCAGCGAGAUGAAACACGCCCCCUCUGCAUGCCCGAGCAAGAUGUGUCGAACGGCUCCCCCUACAGGUCCCAGUUAGAUUACUGGUCCUAACUCAGUCCCAGCCCUUCUGAACCUGCUUGUAUCAAUUUCUCAUAAAAUGACCUACCUUGGGAAGGAGAGAAGGAAAAGGACAUUAUAUUUUUGAAUGUUCCUUCAUAAGCUUACAUAUAUGGACCAUGCUAUGACACUACAAACUGUUAAAUUGAAAUUUUGCCGCCUUUGUUUAAUAACAGAGGUGCAAGAAUGACUCCCCCCUUAGAUAUCAUUUUUUUUGUUCCUAAGUAAUAUCAAUCCUAUGUUCAUCUUCUGUGGUUUGUAUGGUGCUAAUUUCUGGUGUUCUGGUGACGUUUCAGUGGGUAACAGGCACAAAUCUGAAACGCUAAAGAACAAGCUACUGGGAGCAAGACAUUUGGAAAAGAAAAUACUUUAACCAGUUUGUUAAGCUUUUCUGUUUGUACAACAGCUCCCAUAAAUGUGGUUCAUGAACUAGUCCAUGAACGUGAAACUUGAUUCAUAUUAAGUGCUUGGAUUUGGAGCGAAAUGAGGAAAGUGGGGUUUUUUGCCUGCAAACCUCACAGCUCUAUUACACUGGCAAUGCUCUGUAUGUCACACACAUGAAUGUGGGUAUAUUUUACCUUUUAUGUCAUUAGUAUGAGCAAGAACAUUUAAAUGCAGGAUCCGUUAUAUGAAUGUUACCACAGCUGCUAUAAUACGAUCUUCAGUUUUAUUCUGUAUUCUGUACUGUUCCCUGUGUAUUGUAUUUGUCUGCAUUUUAGCAAAUGUACUUUUACAGAGUAUUGAGCCAGUGGGGAUCUGCUGCAUAUACUAAUGCAGGGGCUUCAUAAGACGGGGGAAAGUUAGGACGAUUCCAAGGACCCCUGAGUGACAGGGGGCCUACAAAACUGGAUUUGCCUGGACUGGGGGCCCCAAUAUGAUAUGCCAACAUGGGGCACAAAAUCUCUAGCAACACCCCUAUACCAAUGGCAUGUUAAAAUAUACGUAUGGAAUUCCACACUCAUUUCUUUAGAAUAGAGCAGGGGUCUCCAACUCCGGUCCUGGAUCUUGUAGGUUUCUAUCCUUCCCGUCCUCUGAUGAGCCACACCUGUUCCUGGUGUUUACAUCGGAAGCCAGGAAGGAUAGAAAACCUACUGGACGGUAGCUCUCCAGGACCGGAGUUGGAGACCCCUGGUAUAGAGUAUAGAAUUUCAACAAACAGCGAGUGGCCCAAAAUACAAUUUAGAAAAUCCCAAAGAUUUAUUUUAAAAGCUGUAUACAGGCUGAGAGCAGGGGUCCGAAACUCCAGUCCUCACACGCAGUGUUAUCAUAUCAGCUGAACUCUGAAUGUAUUCACCCCUUUUAAAGAUACCUAUAAAAGGGUAGUUUAUUGAGUAAAGAUAAAUCUGUAGAUUUCAUGUAAACCAUUAGUAGACCUGAGCCCUUGCAGAGUUAAGAACAAAGAACCGAUUCAUUGCAUCUUACUUAAAAUACUGUAAUAAGUUUCAAAUUUCAGAAGGCUGAGGUAAAGGGAACAUCAUUUAAUAUCAUUAUAUUGUAAAGAUAUGAAGUUGCUUUCAUUUUUAAUACUCCACAGAUUUUGUUGUGAAAGGUGUUGAAGUGUUUUGCAUCACAAGAUUAAUUUGAUCAUCGGGGGGGACUAGAGUUGCCAGGUUUCCCAGUCUGUCGAAGUGUAGAUAUCUUCUCAGUAGGUAGAAGUUGUAUAAAUUCAAGUAUUUAACAUUGCAGCUCUGCAUGCAUCUUGUCUAAAGACCAGUGAAAACAGGUCCUGGAGGCGUGUCUUUUUACUGGUUUAAUAUUUAUUUAUGAAAUAUUUGUAUUUAUUUUCUGACUUGCUUUAAACUGUAUUUGAUUACUUUUAUGGAAAUGUUCGGAUAUUCAAAAUAUUGUCAGAAAAGUGUUAAAUACAGCGCUCUUGGAAUCUUAAGAUUCUUUUUAUCAUUUGCAGGAUUCCUAUUGCGAUGGGGAAUAGUGUCUUCCAGGUAGCUGCUACUGUCCUUGGUUUCCAGAAUGCAUCCAAAGUGAACGUGCAGACAGGGGCUGGUAUUCUCUCUUUGGUGUUUUGCAUUGUGUAGGCUAAGUAGCGUUUGAAGAAGAAUAUUGUAAUCUAAAUAAACAUUCAAAGAACAGAUUCAGUCUGAGUAAAAGUAGUGAUGUUUGCAUUAAAUGGAUCAUAGGGUAUGGUUUAUUUUUGUUAAUGCAUUAUAUAUCAUACACUUUACAUAUCAGUCAAUAGAGGGAGACACAUUUUUCUGUGAGAUUUUAAAAUACGGCCUAUUUUUGCAUGUGCAGACAGAAGGGAUCGCAUGAUGGUCCUAACUCAAAACCGGGGUAACCCAAUAUAGAUAAGUAAAUGUAUAUCUUCGUAUCUACAGGUCAGUACAUAUCAGCUUUCACAUUCUCUGUUAUCUACAAUAUAUUGCAAUAUCUGGCAUAAGCAAAUAUUAGUUUAUGUAACCCUACCCCUUACUUCCAUUUAAUGAUAACAAUCCCACAACAAUCUUAUUUCCCGGAUGCUUAUUUUAAAGACAUCAAUGCAUUUUGCCAGGAAUAGCUGUGGACCUUGAAGUGAGGCAGCUUUCUUUAUAAUUAAAAAAAUAAUUAAAAGUACUUUCAAAAGAUGCCUGUUCUCUGACUGUAGUUGGACAUCAUGUCAUCUGUGGUCACCACCCUUAUAAUGUAAAAUAAUGAUCAUAUACAAAAAAUGGUUCUUGUUUUCUCUUUGAGGGGAGUUCUUCCUUGCCACCUUCUGGGAACCUUGGACCCAGGAUUCUGUAAAGCACUUUGUAAAUGAAAGUGAAUUGAAUUUUCUGCAAAGAAAUGAAUUAUGAAUGCAAAUACUGUUGGAAAAUAUCUUUGAUGUAUGAACCAAGUGUAAACUGAAUUUAACAUAUAAAUGAUCUGCUAAGGAGAACUUGUUACAGUUACACCUACUGUUGCGGCUGCAGUAUAUUUGUUAACUUCAUUGUACUCUUCUUGGAUCAAAUAUACUUAAAUUAAAAGCCACAUUAAAACAUAUUUCCACUGAAGUAAGUGGAAACCUAAUUUGAUUAAAUGUGUUUCAGUGAGUUGUGUGCAUUGUAUAGGGGAUGGACAAAAUUAUGCAAACACCACAUGAAAAAGUGCUUCAAAGUAAAUGAAUCACAAUUACAAAGGCAGCUGCAACAAUGAGUCAUAUUAGGUUGAAUGCCAAUUAGGAAGCAUUUAUCAGCUGUAGAAGAAUUUUCACAAACACCAGAACAAAGUGAAAAAGCAUUCCAUGGCCUCUUCAAUCACCGUGGGUGUUUCUCAAUACCAAGAACACAAAGAUCAUACUUAUGAUCUCGGCAAGAUCAGUCUUACUAACUUGCCUCCUAAGAAUAAACUUUGAACACAGUAAAUCAUGGGGCUGUUCUAGUUUGGCGAGGAUGCAACCGAUGCAUCAUUGAUAUAUAGGAUGAGGCGAGAAUGACAUCAGAGGAUUUUCAACCAUCCUCUGUACAUCUGUUCUUAGUAUUGGACCUG
Messenger RNA from Brienomyrus brachyistius, 6806 nucleotides. RefSeq names its product mitogen-activated protein kinase kinase kinase 9 (gene map3k9). Bases 243 to 3338 code for a protein of 1031 amino acids. Gene Ontology annotation, biological process: protein phosphorylation. Gene Ontology annotation, molecular function: protein binding; JUN kinase kinase kinase activity; ATP binding. The transcript has 11 exons. NCBI's taxonomy places the organism in Eukaryota, Metazoa, Chordata, Actinopteri, Osteoglossiformes, Mormyridae. The record is from RefSeq and is a predicted model, not a curated record.